Molecule: messenger RNA, 6176 nt
Organism: Sabethes cyaneus
Lineage: Eukaryota; Metazoa; Arthropoda; Insecta; Diptera; Culicidae
Gene: vkg
Product: collagen alpha-1(IV) chain
Exons: 8
Coding region: 324-5750 (1808 amino acids)
Cellular component (GO): collagen trimer
Molecular function (GO): extracellular matrix structural constituent
Source: RefSeq, a predicted model, not a curated record
UUCGAUCGUACGUCGGUUCCGAACGGGACAGGAACGGAUCAUUCUCUGGUUUCACGCGGUGCCGAUCGUCGUUGUCGUGCGUGUCGUCGUAUUUGCUUUGCUUGCGUUUCGAAAGCAGAAAGUGCAGUCCAGUUCCUUUUUUUAACUUUUACUCAGUGAAAAGUUUUCUGACAGGAUAUAUUAUAUAGGGCCGCUGCUCAUUUGACUGGAAACGAGAAAAGCCGAAAAUAAAUUAAUCACAAUGAGUGAUUAAGCGUAAACCCGAUUUUAAGGUGCAACCGUGAAAGUGGCAAAACGAAUAGAACCAGUUUUUCGGUUGAAAUAUGGCUAUAUCCGCAGGCUCCCGGCGAGUGGGCCUGAGGAGUAGCAUUUCCAUGCGACUGAUCCGGAAGUCAUCCCUACCGGGUGUUGCCUAUCUGCUAGUGAUAGUGUUUUAUGUGCUACAAUGCAUUGAUCUUUCUGGAGCAGUGGUUUGCGACCGGACAGCAUGUGACUGCAAAGGGCUAAAGGGAGCACCCGGACAGAUGGGUGCACAUGGCGUUCCGGGUGCAGCCGGUCUUCCCGGCGAAAUAGGAUAUGAUGGCCCACCGGGAUAUCCUGGAGAUCGAGGUGAUAGGGGAGAAAUUGGAUCCAUGGGUGAGAAAGGUUAUAGAGGUGACACAGGCGAACGGGGUCAGGUGGGAUAUCCAGGAAUUUCGGGUUUACCGGGAGACGAUGGACCUCGUGGUCCCAGAGGUAUUGACGGAUGUAAUGGAACGGAUGGUGCGAUGGGUAUUCCCGGUAUACCGGGUUGGCCAGGCGACAGAGGACAACCUGGCCUGCAAGGGCCACUCGGGUACCGUGGUGAUUCAGGAGAAGGAGGUAUAAAUUCAAAAGGAACUAAAGGUGGUAUGGGAGAAACAGGUCUUCCUGGAUUAAGCGGAGCUCCAGGAUUUAAAGGUAAUCGAGGACUUCCAGGAUACGAUGGUAUGACUGGAUUGGAUGGCUUUGAGGGUUUGAAAGGAGAACUUGGUGAUCAAGGAGAUCCUUAUAGUGAAAACUGUCCAGGAGAGCCCGGUGAAGCAGGAGAGCCGAAUUAUUAUUUUACUGGUAAAAAUUCCACAGUGAGUAAAGGUCUACAAGGGCCCAAAGGGGAUCGUGGAAUGGACGGCAUACCUGGAUUCCACGGUAGAAAAGGAGAUGCUGGGUCCUACGGAGAACGUGGCCUGAAGGGUUUCAAAGGAGAAGAAGGAAACGUCGGCGAUCGAGGCAAGCAAGGCAAGGACGGUCCUCCUGGUCCAAAUGGCGAAAAAGGAGAAAAGGGUGCACCUGGUUUUGCUGGCUUGGAUGGAGAAACAGGCGAGAAGGGUGAACCUGGAGAUAAUGGCAUUCCUGGUGUUCCUGGAAUUCAAGGUAUUCGUGGACCUCCCGGUCUUUACGAUCCCAAUUUGGCCCCGAUUAUAAUUGGACCAGUAGGGCCGCAAGGUGAUGUGGGCCCACCAGGAAAUCAAGGUCUUGGAGGAAUACCAGGAAAUCCAGGAAAAAGAGGUUUAAUGGGAUUACAGGGAUCUCCUGGAGAUCCUGGAACUGAUGGUGCGAUAGGUAGAAAGGGAACAACUAUUGGAGGACAGCGCGGUGAUGACGGUGAAAGUGGUCCAAGAGGUCCUAUAGGAUCUAGAGGUAUCCAGGGUCCGGCUGGAUUGCACGGCCAAAAAGGGUAUCCCGGAAGAAAUAUUACUGGCCAUAAAGGAGAAUCAGGUUUACCCGGUUUAAACGGAGAGUUUGGCGAUAAGGGCGAACAAGGAGAAAUCGGCGAAAUUGGCGAUAAAGGUUAUCCGGGAAUUGGAUAUAACAUUACUGGCCCCCCUGGUCCAGACGGUAUUCCAGGACUUCCAGGACCUCUUGGUGACAUGGGAUGGAACGCAUAUAGCGGAGUAAAAGGAGAUAAAGGAUUCAGGGGCGAAGACUGUGGAGUUUGUGCACCCGGCCCGAAUGGACUUAAAGGAGAAGCUGGUGAUAUUGGACGGCCAGGUUGGAAUGGUGUUGACGGAAAUCGAGGUCUACCGGGUCCUAGAGGUUUAAAAGGUCAAUCUGGUAAAGCCGGACUACAGGGAAUUCAAGGAUUGAAAGGUAUUUCGGGAGAAGACGGUGAACCAGGCCGACCGGGAGCAAAAGGAGCGAAAGGAUUGGAAAUAUAUGAAGGUAGUCAAGUUAGUAAUCCUGGCGACAAGGGUGAUAUAGGUUAUCGAGGCCCUCAGGGCCUGCAGGGAGAAAAUGGUUUCUUCGGCGCUCCUGGCGAAGUUGGAAAUCUUGGCGAAGCUGGUCCGUUCGGAGAUGAUGGAAAUCCUGGAUACAGAGGACGAGAUGGUGAACCAGGUAGGCCGGGUCGGGAUGGAGCACAUGGUCGCAAUGCAGUCUUUAAUUCGUACACAAUGUGGUCAUUGAGUGGAACAUCAGGAGCCCCCGGUGACAAUGGUUACAAAGGUGAACGAGGCGAUCAAGGUGAUCGAGGUGAACCGGGUGCGAUUGCUGAAAUGGACUACAAGAUUAUAGGAGACCGAGGCCCUAGAGGAGAAUUCGGUGAUGAAGGACCACGCGGCGAGAAAGGUUAUCGAGGGGAAGUUGGAGACGAAGGUUUCAAAGGUCCAGAUGGAGCACCUGGACCGCCCGGAUUCAGUAUUGAAGGCCCCGUAGGAUAUAAAGGCUAUUUCGGCAUGAUCGGGGAUCAUGGAUUACAAGGGGAAGAAGGUUUUCCUGGUGUACAUGGAAUUGAUGGACCACCUGGGCUACAUGGUUUGAAGGGUUCGCGUGGUGAUCCUGGACGUGCAGUUCUGUUUGGUGAAAUGGGUGAAGAAGGUGAGGCAGGAUAUUUCGGAGAGUUUGGAGAUAAAGGAUUCAGAGGUCCAGAAGGCUACCGAGGACAACCUGGUCUAGUUGGACCGAAAGGUGAAAAGGGAGAUGAUGGUAUGAUGGGACGAAUCGGCCUUCCCGGUAACAAAGGUAUGGUUGGAGAUAUAAUUUAUGGUGUUCGAGGGGCACCUGGUGCUCCUGGAAAAUCUGGUAUUACUGCUCCGUACGGAGAUAAAGGUGAACGUGGAGAACCUGGCUUCGAAGGUCCACAAGGCCCGAAAGGAGAAAUCGGUGACACUGGACGGGACGGUUUUCCCGGACUUUCUGGAGACGAUGGCGAACCUGGUGAAGCUGGUCUACAAGGCAGUCAUGGGUACAUGGGUGAAGAAGGUUAUCAAGGUGAACGUGGAGAAUCAGGAGACCAAGGUAAUAUCGGCCUAACGGGACGACGCGGAUACCCAGGGUUGAGAGGUGAAAAAGGCGAACAAGGUGACAUUGGCGACUUCGGAUAUCCCGGAAAGGUUGGUUGGAAUGGAACAAAAGGAGAGCGUGGUGACGUAGGUUUCCCAGGCGCACCUGGUUUGAAAGGUUUUGCUUCCUUUAGUGGACAUAAAGGCGAGGUUGGUGUGUAUGGUUUGCAUGGACCACCCGGGUUAGAUGGCAUGGUUGGAUUACCAGGUUCAAAAGGCGAAGAAGGAGAUGCUGGUAUCGUGAUCGAUGGUUACCCAGGAGUCAAAGGGCCUAAAGGUGCUCCUGGGUUUAACGGACUCCCUGGUCGACCCGGUUUUAAAGGUGAACGUGGUGACGAAGGAACAUUAGGAUCAAAAGGUAUUCAGGGAGACAAAGGCAGGGAUGGUUAUCCAGGUAUUCCCGGUAGACGAGGCAAAGACGGUGCACGAGGAUUGAUGGGACUUCGAGGAUUAUCUGGCAGUAAAGGUGAGCAAGGUGAGGAGGGAGAAGAAGGUUUCUACGGAUAUGUUGGAGAAAAGGGUGAACGAGGGGAUAUUGGACGUAUAGGGUUAUCUGGGCUUCAAGGUAUAUCUGGAGAGAAGGGAUUCCCUGGUUUACCAGGCGAGUUGAUAUUCAAACCACCGCAGAAAGGAGAUUGGGGAGAACCUGGUUUCCAAGGCCUAGAGGGAAUGCCUGGAUUACCUGGCUUAAAAGGACGUCCCGGUUACCCAGGAGAAAAAGGAGAUCUAGGACCACGAGGAGAGCCUGGUUUCUCCGGAAGAAAUGGCUUAGACGGACUGAAAGGUCAACGUGGAGAACCUGGCUACCAAGGCCCACGUGGUACACUUGUUACUCGGCCAGAGCCAGGUGACGAAGGAGAACCUGGUUAUGAUGGUUUUCCGGGCCGUCCAGGAGUAAGCGGGAAUAAAGGAGCUCCCGGCGACUAUGGUGAUGAUGGCCAGUUAGGACCGCGUGGAAUGGUUGGAAUGGUUAGUGGUGCGUUUAAAGGAAUCAAAGGCGAAGUUGGAUUUGAAGGUGCACCAGGGCUAGAUGGAUUGCCUGGAUUGUCCGGGCUUCAAGGUCCUAUGGGUUCGUUUGGCGAUAAGGGACUCCCUGGCAGUAUUGGAUUCUCAAUACGCGGCAUUAAAGGAGAAGUUGGAAUGGAUGGAUUGAUUGGUUUAGAUGGAAUGCCAGGACCGCUAGGUUUUCCAGGAGAAAUAGGGCCAGUCGGUCGCCCGGGAUCUCGAGGAUUGACAGGAUUAAAAGGUGAAAUUGGUGAAGCGGGCGAAGAGGGUUAUUUUGGACGUCUUGGGUUGAAAGGAGUGAAAGGCGAACGGGGAGACCCUAUCCAGUUGGAUAAUUGGAGACCGAACCAGCCGGGCGAACGAGGUGUACAAGGAAAUAAAGGAGCUGUAGGUGACGAAGGUGACAUGGGAUUGCCAGGUUAUCCAGGUCUGCUAGGAAUGAAGGGUGAGAGAGGGUUACCAGGACUUCAAGGAGAAGAAGGACAAAUGGGUUUCAAGGGUGAGAUUGGAUUCCAAGGAGCUCCGGGACGUGAUGGGCUGGACGGGUAUCCAGGAAUUCGGGGAGCGAUCGGUGAUCCAGCACCACCACCUCCACCUGCUAAAAGUCGGGGUUUCAUAUUUACGAAGCAUUCCCAGACUGUGCACAUUCCAGAAUGCCCCUUGAAUACAGUUAAACUGUGGGAUGGAUACUCUCUAGUGAGUGUUAUCGGAAGUAGUAGGACAGUUGGGCAGGAUCUGGGAAGUGCAGGCUCUUGCCUACGAAAAUUCAGUACAAUGCCUUAUCUGUUUUGCGAUAUAAACAACGUUUGCAAUUAUGCAGCGAAUAACGAUGACAGCGUUUGGUUAGCGUCUCCGGAGCCCAUGCCAAUGUCUAUGGCACCGAUGAAGGCACGUGAAGUGGAGAAGUACAUUUCCAGAUGUUCCGUUUGCGAAACAUCGACACGUAUCAUAGCCAUUCACAGUCAAACGAUGUCGAUUCCAGAUUGUCCUGGUGGUUGGGAAGAAUUAUGGAUCGGAUACAGUUACGUGAUGCAUACAACGGAUAACAGCGGCGGAUUUGGUAUGGACUUGAUUUCACCGGGAUCUUGCUUGGAAGAAUUCCGUGCACAACCUGUUAUCGAGUGUCAUGGUCAUGGCACAUGUAACUUCUACGAUGGCAUCACAUCCUUUUGGUUGACUAUCAUUGAGGACGGUGAAGAAUUCUACAAACCCGAGCAACAGACGCUUAAAGCUGAUCACACCAGCAAGAUUAGCAGAUGCAUAGUCUGUCGCCGUAAGGCUGGAUUCCUGAGAGCACUUUCGGAUGGAGCGGUCAGUGCUUCGGCUCUUCGACGGCCUAACAUUGCAACCGUUCAGAAACCGUACUAUCCACCGCCGCCGCCGCAACCGCCGCGAAGACGAACUCGGCCUGGCGGACGACCACGAAACCGUCAAUAUAGAAAUUAGAUAACAUAAUAAAUAACCGUGACGUUUCAUUCUUUGCAUGAUUGUAACUAAAUGUGCUGCCAAUAUAGACAAAAAUUUGAUUCUACGAAAUCUAUGCCCAGUUUUUAGUAAAGUCAGCCAGGCAUUUUUGGAGACGGCGCUAGCUGAAUAAUUUGCCGUGUAUUAAAUACGAAUAACCAGUACGUCUGAAGUCUAGUUUCUAAGAAAACACCAAAAAUCAAGGGAAAAUAGUACGUUUUCACAAAGUAUGUGUAUACCAGUGUAAGCUAUUGACGAGUAAAGUUAAUAUUUUUUAUAACUGCCGAAAAUGUAAUUUAAUGUAAAAAGCCAUUCUCGAUUUGUAUCUGCCUUCUACUUAUUUCAGUAGUGCUCGUUUCAAAGCUAGUUACUAAAAUUGUAAAUGUAAAAAAAAGUUCAAUAAAUUUU